Molecule: messenger RNA, 1542 nt
Organism: Colletotrichum lupini
Lineage: Eukaryota; Fungi; Ascomycota; Sordariomycetes; Glomerellales; Glomerellaceae
Product: TfdA family Taurine catabolism dioxygenase TauD
Exons: 4
Coding region: 1-1542 (513 amino acids)
Cellular component (GO): cytoplasm
Molecular function (GO): 2-oxoglutarate-dependent dioxygenase activity
Source: RefSeq, a predicted model, not a curated record
AUGUCGACGCCGCCCAGAUCCUAUUGGUCUACCCCGCCCAUCGACACCGAAGCCAAGGCAGAAAGCUACCCCAAACGGCAUAGAGAAAUGGGUACACCGGACGAGGGGAGGCCAACACACGGCUCCGAUUCGGCCUCGACAUGUGCCGCCGAGCUCCGGCGACCCGCCAUUUGCCCGUUUCUACCGGUGGUCGUCCCGUCUUUCCUCUGGAAUCCUGCUGACCCCCGCAUGCAUACCGUCAACCCAAUUAGAGGAUCCGAGUUGCAUAUGAAAGUGUCCAAGUGUCGAAGUCGCAGUAAACAAACUUCCUCCCUUAGCGCCAGAAGACAUUCAGAAAUGGCACCAUCCGCAACAGAGACACCUGCCGCCAAGCAGAUUGAGGAUCUCAAGGAGAAAGACCCCCCGGUGAAGGAACAAGUCAAGGAGGCAGUAUACGCAGACGACUUUCCGCCCCUGGAUGAGGAGCUCCCAGAAGUACGGAUAGGCCACAAGGAACCUCUCAAGACGACGGGGGUUCUCGACCAGUUCGAGCAUUUCGAAGUGACGCCCGUCAUCGGCCGCGAGUACCCGACUCUCGAUCUCAAAGAGCUGCUGCGUGCGCCCAACUCUGAUGAACUCCUUCGUGACCUAGCAGUCACCAUCUCGCAGCGCGGUGUCGUAUUCUUCCGCAAGCAAGACAACAUCGACAACGACCUCCAAAAGGAACUCGUCCAACGUCUCGGCGAGCUAUCCGGGAAGCCCUCGACUUCGAAGCUCCACAUCCACCCCGUCAACAAUGCCGGCCGCGGCGACACCAAUGAUGAUGAGAUCAGCGUCAUCUCGUCGGCGCAGGCUAAGCGGCUGGGCAUACACCGCUUCCUAAACUACACCAAGAAGCAGACGCAGAGGUCACAGUGGCAUUCCGAUAUCACGUUUGAGCCCGUGCCGAGUGACUAUGCGCUUCUUCGUCUAACACAGCUGCCCAAGACGGGAGGAGACACGCUCUGGGCCUCGGGCUAUGAAGUAUACGACCGAAUAUCGAAGCCGCUCCAAAAGUUCUUCGACGGCAUGACAGCCACGUACGCCCAACCAGGUUUCAACGCAACCGCAGAGAAAAACGGCUUCAAACUCUACUCGGAACCGCGCGGCGCGCCCGAAAACGUGGGCGAGCUCCUGGAGGCCAUCCACCCGGUAAUCCGCACGAAUCCGGUGACGGGCUGGAAGAGCGUCUUCGCCGUCGGCCUCCACGUCCAAAAGAUCAACGGCCUGUCGGACGAGGAGUCGAAGCACUUCCUCGACUGGUUCGUGCAGCUCAUCAUCGAGAACCACGACCUGCAGGUGCGGCACCGCUGGCAGAACCCCAACGACGUCGCCAUCUGGGACAACCGCUCGGCCUACCACGCCGCGACGCCGGACUACAUCGUGGAUGACCUCGGGGAGAGACAAGGGUCUCGUGCCGUGAGUCUCGGGGAGAGGCCGUACUUUGACCCCCAGAGUCAAAGCAGACGGGAGGCCCUGCGUGCCGAAGCUAUUGCCGCUUUGAAGGCGGAUUACAGCUCAUGA